Molecule: messenger RNA, 2709 nt
Organism: Rhopilema esculentum
Lineage: Eukaryota; Metazoa; Cnidaria; Scyphozoa; Rhizostomeae; Rhizostomatidae
Product: F-box/LRR-repeat protein 2
Biological process (GO): SCF-dependent proteasomal ubiquitin-dependent protein catabolic process
Cellular component (GO): SCF ubiquitin ligase complex
Molecular function (GO): protein binding
Source: RefSeq, a predicted model, not a curated record
UAUACUGUUAGGUUUGUCAUUUUGUUUCAGCCUCUAGUUUCAAGUCUCGAUAUCGUGCAAAUAUGUAAACACCAUCUUAUGUUGGCUUUAGUUCAAAACAAAAGAUAUUUUGAUUUAUUCGGAAGCUAACUUGCCGAUUGAAAACACGCUUGUUAUGAAGCUUGUCAAAUAUCACGUCACGCAAUGUUUGCAACGAAGUCGCGAUGUUUCUGGAGACGAAGAGGCCUAUGUUCUGAUAUUUGAAGUUGCACGUGAAAAAUUUGCACUGGGUUUCACCGAAGACACUGUUACUGGGCUGAUCAACAAAAAAUUACCGAAAGAGCUUCUGUUGAGAGUCUUUUCAUAUCUCGAUGUAGUCAGUCUAUGUCGCUCGGCACAGGUCUCCAAGGCCUGGAAUGUCCUUGCUCUCGAUGGCAGCAAUUGGCAGAGAGUGGAUCUGUUUGACUUUCAAAAGGAUAUAAAGGGUCCGGUCAUACAGAGCUUGUCAAGACGAUGUGGAGGGUUUCUGAAGCGGCUAAACCUACAAGGAUGCCAAAGUAUUGAAGAUGAUGCCUUGCGAACGUUUGCCCAUCAAUGCAAGAACAUAGAAGAGCUGAUUCUGCGUGACUGUAAUCGUUUAACCAAUAGAACUUGUGAAAGCCUGAGCAAAUAUUCGAGUAGACUGCAACUAUUGGAUAUCGAGUCAUGCAUCGAAAUAGACGACAACGGACUUUUAAAACUAGGGGAAGGCUGUCAAAAACUACGUUAUCUCAAUAUGUCAUGGUGUAGAAGGAUAUCAUCGGAUGGUUUACGUGCCAUUGCUAAUGGGUGUCCGAUGCUCACAAUACUCCUCCUAAGAGGCUGCACUAACAUUCGGGACGAAGGUUUGCAAAGCGUAGCAAGAUCUUGCAAUGGAUUGAAGAAAUUAGUUAUUCAAAGCUGUAUGAAUAUAACCGAUGCAGGGAUGAAAACUGUCAGCGAGAUGUGCAAAGAGCUAGACUUCAUAAGUUUAUCUGGCUGUGAUAACCUGACAGAUUCAACGUUAAAGUUCCUUGGAGAAGGUUGCCCGGAGUUAAAGACGUUGGAAGCCGCCCGAUGCUCACAGUUCACCGACUCUGGCUUUCUAUCGCUUACCAGGGGCUGUCACGAAUUGCAGAGGAUGGACCUUGAAGAAUGCGUUCUUAUAACUGAUAGCACAUUAAACUCUCUUUCAUACAACUGUCCUAGGAUUCAAACAUUGACUCUGUCGCAUUGUGAGCAAAUAACGGAUGAAGGAAUUCGGCAUUUAGGUGGCGGACAGUGCGCUAUAGAACACUUAGAAGUUAUUGAAUUGGAUAACUGUCCUCAAAUUACUGAUGUUUCACUAGAUCAUCUUAUGCACUGUCAAGCACUAAAAAGAAUUGAGCUUUAUGAUUGCCAUCUGAUUACAAGAAGUGGUAUCAGACGAUUGAAGGCUCGAUUACCUGACGUAAGGGUUCAAGCGUAUUUUGCGCCUGUCACUCCACCUCCCAACGCUGGGAAUGGCCGACAACGAGUUUGCAGAUGCUGCCGUAUUUUAUGACAAGACUGUUGGCCAUUUAUAAACUAAAGAUCUUAUAAAGUCGUGAAUUUAUUGUAUAUACGUUCUUAUCCUUUCUGAAGGCUUAUGCACAGCUGAGGAGCUUUUUUCUCAACCACAAACAACCAGGAGAAAUUCAGGCAUUGUAGACGUGAUAUCAGCCAUGGGCAUUAAAAUAGAUUGACGCCUCCCCAUUCCUCCUUUGCUUACUUGAAAACCGUUUCAUCGAACUCUGUGCACAUAGCAUUAUUAUCAUUAGAAGGUCUAGUGCUUUCAAUCAGCAUAUUAUAUCACAAUCAAGACCAACAUCUUGAAACCGAUACUUUGAUGAGACCAGCAAAUUCCUCAUUGCCGCUAUAUCAUUGUUCAUAGUGUCAUGGUCAUAGUCAGUUCUGCUUUUCAUUUCAUUAUUGCAAUGUUAUAAUUGAAGAAAGUAGGGAUAGUGUAUGUCCUUCGUUGAUGUAAGUUUAUGUCCAAUGCUGCAAAAGAGUACUUCUUGCUAGGUCAAUGCCAUAGGUCUUGUGACCAUGGAGGCUUGUUCUCAAAAAAUUCGAAAAAAUUUCGGUAUUAUUUUCACCUUACAUAUGCCCUUUUUCAGAUUUUAAAAAAUUUUUGGUGGAAAUUCAGACUUGCAUCUCUAUUUAUAAACAAAAAAUCUACAUAAAGUGACCAUGUUAUAGAGUAAACUUUUAAAUGCACCACUGCCUGCCUAGUCAUUUGGUAGUUCUUGGAACGAAUCGUACUGUUCUUAGAAGCCUGUAAAUGUUAUCUUCCUGAUUUUAGAUACCAAAGUAAAUACUAAGCUCUGUAUUCUCUAACUUUUUUCAUAUAUUGCAAACAUGUGCUUGAUAUACACGAUUUAUUCUAUUUAUGCAUAUAUAAACGUAAAGAUUUCAGCAACUGAAUCUCUUUCAAGCAAAUCAUAAAAAGGUAAUAUGAACGUAUAUUUCCAGACCGGUUAUGUUUUGGUUCUUCAUGUAACACAAGACGAAGCUUUUCUAGGCUCCUCUUUCAUUAAAUGGGGUGUAUAACUAGUUUAGAUUAUUUAAUAUAGUGAACAGCAGUUACAUCGCAUUGCUGCAGUCUUAUUCUGAAAUACUUUAGUAGCAUUAAUAUGAUCAUUAUUGUAGAUUUGUUUGAUGUAUUAGAUAUUAAUUGAAACAUUUGGAUUA